GAGCAGCCGAGCUCCUGGGAUCUCUGCCCAGCUCUCCUCCAGCUCCCUGAGGACGGGGUUUGGCCGUGCCCGGAGGAACAGAUAAAACUAAGGAGUGGAAUAUCAAGUGGGCAAAAAAAAAGGAAACAAAGUGGGCCAAGCCAUGAGGAAGAUGCUGGUCAUGUCUCCACAUGGUACUUUCCUGAAGGCUGAGGUCAAACUGAGCCUGGGCAGAGAUGGGACAUGGAGAAGUGGCUGUGCCCAGCCAGGAAUCCCUGACAGCGAUCCCAGCCCCUGCCCGGCUCCUGCCAGACCCUGCUGCCAGCCAUGUCCACUCCUCGGCUGGGUUUUCCACCCUGGAACGGCUCUUUGGGGACAAGAGGGAAAACGACGGCGAGGACGGGCGGGCAGGGCUGUCCCUUUGGCGUUCCUGGGAUCCUGCCACAAGUUUCCCGAGAGGCUCUUCCCCAGGUCCUGGAACAGUGGGAAUGUUUGCUCAUGGCUCUCCUGCCCCGGCACAAACCCACUGUCCAAUGAACCAACAGCACCACCGCUCUGGCACCUUUCACUUUGGUUGGAUUUGGACAGGAUUCCCACAAUCCAUGUGCCCUUUGGAUCCCCACCAGCCCAAGCCGCGCCCGGAGCGCUGGUCCCUGCGGAGGUGGGGGAUGGAACCACGCACGCACCCCUGCUGGGGCAGGAGCAGCAGCUGGAGCUGCUGGAGCGCCUGGACUUCGUGGUGAGGAACCUCGUGGAGCUGAGGAAGGAGGUGGAGGAGCUGCGGAACAGCCUCCAGCACCUGGCUGUGGAGAUCGUGGGGGAAGUCAGGUCCCACCUGGAAGAAACCCAGAGACUGAACCGCCGGAGGAGGUUCCCCUAUGCCAGGGAGAGAAGUGACUCCACAGGCUCCAGCUCCAUUUAUUUCACAGCCAGCUCAGGGAAUGCCAACACGGAUGAUGGAGAGAGUGAAGGGGGUUACACCACGGCCAACGCCGAGUCCGACUACGACCGGGAGUCGGAGAGGGAGAGCGAGGAAGGGGAGGAUGAAGUGAGCUGUGACACAGUGAGGACGGUGCGCCGGGAUUCCCUGGACCUGGUCACCGAGGAUGAAGCCCCUCUGGCCCUGGAUUCCUCUCUGGAGGAGGGGCUGGGGCAGCUCCUGCAGCAGGCUGACCGCCUGCACGCCGGGGACGAGCGGGACAGGAGAGAGGGGUUCCAGCUGCUCCUCAACAACAAGCUGGCGGUAAAGUACGGGGAGCAGAGGGAAUUCCUGUGGCGCCUGGGCCGGGCUCACAGCGACAUGUGGGAGCUCACGGAGGACGAGGAGGAGAAGCAAUCCUACGCCUCCGAGGGGAAGAAAGAGCUGGAACUUGCCUUACAGAAGUGGGACCAAAGUGCUGAGUGCCACCAGUGGUUUGCCAUCCUCUGUGGGCAGCUGUCGGAACGCGAGAGCAUUCCCAAGCGCAUCCAGGCCGGGUGUGUUUUCAAGGAGCACAUUGACAAAGCCAUUGAGCUGAAGCCAGAGGACCCCCAGCUCUACUAUCUCAUGGGCAGGUGGUGUUACCAGGUUGCCCACCUGGGAUGGCUGGAGAAGAAGACGGUGUCGGCACUGUUCGAGGCUCCUCCGACGGCCACGGUGCAGGACGCGCUCCAGAACUUCCUACGGGUUGAGGAGCUGAGCCCAGGAUUUUCCAAAGCAGGAAGAGUUUACAUUGCCAAGUGCUACAGGGACCUGGGGAACAGCACUGCUGCUGCGCUCUGGACGAGCCUCGCCUCCGAGCUGCCAGGGAGCACAAAAGAGGAUGCAGAAAGCGAGAGGGAACUCGAGGAGAUGCGCUCGGACCGGAAGGAAUAAUUCUGGAAAAACUCAUCCCAGCGGGUACUGCAGAGACAGUAAAAUGCCAAAGGGGUUUCAUGAUCCUGACAAUUCCGAGUGCACUUCGUGGAUAAGCCAAAAGAGCUUACAGGAAAACACGCCCAGCAGCACAUCCAGGAAAACAUCUUGGAUUUAAUGGGAUAAAACCGUGGCUUGUUUUCCCUCGUACAGCACUGCAUGUGUUUGAUUUGAGGAUCCCUAAAAAUGUCACAUUCCUGAAAACAGGUGUGCGUGUGGGAGUUUAUAGGUAGAGUUUGUGACGGAGAAAUAUUUGUGGUCAUAUGUAUAUAUAUGGUAGAUAUAUGUGAGAUAUAUACUUUGUGAUAUAAAUAUAUAUAUUUAUGUAUGCACAUAUAUAUUUUAUAUCACACACUCUGCCUGUCGGACAAGCCUUGCUGCUGAUCUCCCAGCUCGUUCCUGAGGAAAACUUCAGCCAAAAUUUUUUCCAGAUUACUUGUUUCCUCUUUUCCUUAAUGAUUCAUUGACUCAGUUGAAAUAACUGAUAAUGCCUUUUGUAGAUAUUUAGGGGAGAGCAAUUUCCUAGCGGGACCAAGGAGCUUUCCUGCGCCAUCCAGGCUGGAUUUUAAGAGGUUUGUUAGUCAGAGAAGUGAGGAAUAAGAUUUUAAACUUGAGGAUUUCCUCCCAGAGAAGUUCCUCCCAUCACUCCCACGAGGCUGAAAACUUCUGUCCCUCCAAAUUGUGCUGCUGUGGUUUAGCUGGAAUAACUGAGUUUGGAGGAUAGUUAUUGAUCAGGGAUCGGGUUCCAGGAGCAGGAAUAUCCCGUGGCAGAGCUGAUGCUUCGCUGUGAUCUCCUUCUACCACAUAGCAGAUUUAUUAUCUUCCAAUUAAUUAACCUCUGGACUAAUGAGGCGACGCCGAGGAGGUGAAGCCGACGACUGACAUUUCCUCUGGCAGCUCCUGGUGACCAAGCAGGAACAGGGAAUUGUGCUGGACACUGACACAGAUGGAGAAGGAAAACCUGUCUUGAGAAACUACCCAAAUAUUUAUCAAGGCUUCCUUGAUGCCCCUUAAAAUUCCAAUGGCAGCUACUGAACACUGAUUUUUGAGCAUCUGUUCCAUGCUGUGGUGGUUGUGAGGGGUAAAGUGAGAAAGUGUGAGAGUAAAACAUUCCUUAAAUCACCUUUUUAGUCCCUCACAUGUGUGAUGGUUUUGUUACUUCCUGAAAAUAACAUUGGAAGGGAAACAUACAGCAAACUCAAGUGUAAAAACUUCCUGGUUUAUAGAUUUGGCAAUUUUUAGCUUUUUUUUUUUUCCCCCUCUCCAAAUUAAACUCUAAAAUGUUGGUGCUGGACUCUUCCCCUGCCAACCAGGCACGUGUGCAAUUAACUGUAUUUGCUUAAAACAAUAAAAAUUGGUAUUUAUAAAUGGAAAACUAAA
Messenger RNA from Pipra filicauda (Wire-tailed manakin), 3253 nucleotides. RefSeq names its product regulator of microtubule dynamics 3 (gene RMDN3). Bases 143 to 1834 code for a protein of 563 amino acids. Gene Ontology annotation, molecular function: microtubule binding. Gene Ontology annotation, cellular component: mitotic spindle pole; cytoplasm; spindle microtubule. Lineage: Eukaryota; Metazoa; Chordata; Aves; Passeriformes; Pipridae. The transcript is spliced from 15 exons. The record is from RefSeq and is a predicted model, not a curated record.